CAUUCAUAUUUCUUCUCGAAGAUCACAACCAGUUUCAAGCUCAAUUCGUCUUCCGAAGGCUCAAUUUUCGUGUACCAGGGAAGAAAAUGGAAGGGAAAAAUACCCAAAUGUGUUAUUGGCAAGUUGAGUUUGAGUAAGCACAAUGGUUGGUGUAGACCAUAUUAAGAGAUCUAUGCUUCCCAAAAAGAUUUGUGAUGGCUGGAAAAUGGCAUCUCAUGCCCAUGUUCCUCGAAAAUUGAGAUCAGCCAUUAAGAAGAGAAAUGGAGCACCGAUUUCAUUGCCUUUUUCGGGAAACGGGAAGCAUAAGAAAAGCGAAAAGAAAUCAGAACUGAAUUUGGGAGAAGAAAAACAUAAGGAUGUUAUGGGGUCAAAAAUCACCGAAGAUGAGCAAGAAGUUGCAGAAGCUUUGUUUGCUCUUGCAGGCCUUGCAGCUAGUUCUAUACGUUCAUUAAACGUUAUGGAGAAUGAAAAGGAAACUGUGGCAAUGUGCCUUGAAUUUGCAGCUGAAGGCUCCCAACCAUCUUCAAAUGCUGAAGAAACUGUUAAAUUUCAAACACCAUCACACGAUCAACUCCACAGGUUUAUACCAACUGACUUGAAUGUGGAAAGCAAUGGUGUUGCUGGUGAUGGGUCUAAAAUGUAUGGAAACAACACUUUCAUUGCCCAAAGAACUCAAACCCCAAAAUCCAUUUCGGAAAAGGAGUCGUGGAAGCGAAGCUGCACACAUGUUUAUGUAAGCCGACUGAUUAAAGUCUUACAGAGAUCUAAUGGGACUUUGGCUGAUGAAUUGCUGUAUCAAUCAACACCACAAACUAGUGUAUCCAAACAGAUUCUAUUGCCGCCACCUUACUCUGUGGUGCCGCCAAGACAGGGAGAAUUACAAAAUUGGCCAACUCACUUCCUACCAGCGCCAUACAAAGUGGUGGGUGCUUCCCAUAUACUGGAAUGGGAAAAUGUAGGGCAGAAUGGACAUUCCCCUCUCCAGUCUGCCCCCAAGUUUCUGAGCCCCCAUUAUUCCUUGCACCCACUGCAACAGCUGCACUCAGCGAUGAUGGCUAGAGGGCAGUAUCGUCAUUUACCUGACGCUGGCUUUGACGGAAAUGGACUGCCGGGAGGACUGUACCACAGUAGCAUCCCAACUUUGCAAAUGCUCUGCAAUGGUCACCAUUGAUUUAUUUUAUUUUAUUUUUUCCUCUUCUUUUUGUACAUCCAUAUCCAUGAAUGAAUACCCAUUCAUAUA
Messenger RNA from Cuscuta campestris, 1240 nucleotides. NCBI's taxonomy places the organism in Eukaryota, Viridiplantae, Streptophyta, Magnoliopsida, Solanales, Convolvulaceae. The record is from the annotation of a GenBank genome assembly.